Diplodia corticola is the source of this 1986-nucleotide messenger RNA. RefSeq names its product c6 transcription factor. Gene Ontology annotation, molecular function: DNA-binding transcription factor activity, RNA polymerase II-specific; zinc ion binding; DNA binding. Gene Ontology annotation, biological process: DNA-templated transcription. The record is from RefSeq and is a predicted model, not a curated record. The transcript is spliced from 4 exons. The coding region runs from base 1 to 1986 and encodes 661 amino acids. Gene Ontology annotation, cellular component: nucleus. Lineage: Eukaryota; Fungi; Ascomycota; Dothideomycetes; Botryosphaeriales; Botryosphaeriaceae.
AUGAACAACACCACACUGCAGUCGCGGCCAUACCGGAGCCACCGCGUGCCUGCCUGCGACAGAUGCCGACGAAGGAAGAUCCGGUGCAACAUUACGGCCACGGGACAGCCCUGUGAGCUUUGUGCCGAGAAGGGCCUGAGUUGCCUAUUUACGGGCACGCGUACAAGCAACGCCCGUCCGCCCGCCGCCCAUCCUGGCCGCCCAAGUCCUGCACGCGCAGGGAGAAGGUCCAGGUUGGAGAAUGCCCGGCCGUCGUCUGUUUCUAGAGCCCGCGCAUCCGACAGCGCCGUAAGCGAGGGGUCCCCCACAGCUCCUCGCCAUUUACGAGACACUUCUGCCCCCAGCACUCGCAAUGGAGAUCGUGCUGUAUCAGGCCCUGCCGGCGAGGCCUCCAUCGUAAUCGGGCCAUUGGUCGCUGAAGAUGUGCAGAUCCUUCAGCGAUACUUGACAGCGGAACCAAGGACCGGCUUGCAUUCCAGCCAACCGUACAGCGUGGUUUCAAAUGCUCCAGGUGAUCCCAUGAUAUACUUGGCGCUCCCCAGACAUAGAGAAGGACUGAAGCUUGCCAAAGACUCGGGUCGCAGCCAGCGAGAAAUCCUUGACCAGAUCCUGGGCCCCAAGAAGCAGGAGGUUGUUCAACUCUAUUUCACGCACAUCCAUCCAGCAUUUCCAGUGCUCGAUGAAGAGCUGGUCUCAGGACUAGAUGGCCCAACGCUUUCUUCUACGCUUCUUUGCGAAAUCUACGCGAUUUCUCUCACCUUCUGGAACUUUUCCGAUACGCUGAAGCACCACCAUUGUCCCAGCGAACAGUACUUCUGGAACCAUGCCAUCGCCGCGCUGCAAGAGGAUUUCCUUGCCCCAAAUUUGUACACGCUCUAUUCUUCUAUGGUUGAUUUGCUGGGAAGGCCCGUCGGAUCCAUCCAGGGCAACAUUAUGAAUUCCGGCAGGACGACGGCCUUGGCUCAUAGCCUCGGCUUGAACCGGGACCCAAGCGAAUGGAGAACCGCGACUCGGGAGAAGAAAAUGAGAAUUAGGAUAUUCUGGGGCUGCAUGGUUUUGGAUCAAUGGUCAAGCUUUGCUCACGGCGUUCCUCCAUCGAUAUUACGCAGACAAUACGACGUCCCGCUACCUACUCUCUCCAUGCUUUUGACGCCUGGAAACGAGACCAUUGAAAGAGUCCAAGCAGCGGAAUGCUUCAUACAGCUUUGCCGGCUAUCCCAGAUCCUCGGCGACGUGCUUCCAUUGGUAUAUGAUCUCUCAGAACCAGACAAGGAGAUCUGGAGGAAGCUACGACGCCUUGAAUGUGAUCUCGAUGAGUGGGAGCAAAAGCUUCCCGAAUUUCUUCAGGUCGGUGCCGUUGAAAAUGCAACAUCUGUCUCCGGGGCCAGUAGUCUACACUUUGGUUACCUGUCAGUCAGAAUGCUUACUUGUAGGUUAUCAUACCGGGUUGCUGCCCGUGAGAAGGGAUCGGACGCACCUGAUGUCCGUCAAUACCAUUUCACAACUCUCCGUCGUGCAGCCACACGCAUCGCCGAUUUCGUUUGCUUGCUCAAAAGUAGCCAUCUAAGGGAAUUUUGGCUUUCCUUUACUGGCCAUUUACUUGUCUCGGCUGCUACUGUCUUGCUACGUUGCGCUAUCGACACCGCCAACGCCACAGUCGCCGAAGAGUGUAGAAACACUCUAAAAACCCUUCGGAGAAGACUACACCUCGCCAAAAGCAAAGAUAAUUGGGAUCUCGCGGACAUGUUUAUCAAGCGUUGCGACGAACCCAUCUCCAGGAUCAUAGCACCAUUGGAUUUCCCAAUGAGGGAUCGCGAAGUCGGCACCGUACAUGCAACACAGGCCACUGAAGAGAACCAGCAAUUGGGAACCCAAGAAGAAACGCCUGAUCUUGGAACGAGCGGCUAUCCCGAGCUCAAUAUCCCGAUUGGUCCGCUGGAUUCAGAUUGCCCAUGGGAGUCAUUGUGGGACAUACUUGAAAGUUGA